GACAUUUGACGUUUAAAAACUCUAACCUUUAUAAAUAUCAUAUUUUUAUCUAAAUUAUUAGUAAAAUUUGCAAAAUUAUUGCUGUUUUAUAAAAUAUGGAAGGCGAGCUUCCAUCUGAAUUUGAUUUAAUAGUAAUUGGUACAGGAUUAACAGAAUCGAUUAUUGCUGCAGCUGCAAGUAGAAUAGGAAAGAACGUAUUGCACGCUGAUAGUAACAGCUACUAUGGUGGUUUAUGGGCAUCAUUUACUUUAGACUCCAUUAGCAAAAUAUCUGGAAGUACACCUCAAAGUGAAUCUGAUGCUACUAAGGAAUGUUUAACUUUUGGUAAUAACAAUUUUUCCAUAACUAACAUUAAAGAAGAAUGGCAUGUUUCUGAAGGCAAUAUUGAAAAGUUGAAUGAAUGCACCAUUGAAGAUGAUCCACAACAAAUUAUUGAGAAUGAGAAUUGGACGAAAAAUAAACUUCUGGCACUAUCUAGAAAAUUCAAUAUUGAUCUUUUACCAAAGCUUCACUUUGCAAGAGGUGAAUUUGUGGAAUUAUUGAUUUCUUCUAAUAUUGCAAGAUACUCCGAAUUUAGGAGUGUAAGUAGGGUCCUAACUUGGCUUAAUAAUAAGCUAGAAGUUGUUCCCUGUUCAAGAAGCGAUGUGUUUUCUAGUAAUAAUGUUACAGUUGUUGAAAAACGAAUGCUAAUGAAACUGCUGAAUGUUUGUUUAGAUAGCACUGACCAGGACUUUGCUGAAUAUGAAAAUAAAACAUUCCAUGCAUUCCUAAAAGACCAAAAACUUACUGCAAAUUUAAUUCAUUAUAUCUUGUAUGCUAUUGCUAUGGGAACUGAAAAGACAUCAUGUAGAGAUGGAGUUGAGAGGAUAAAAAGAUUUCUUAAUAGCUUAGGAAGGUAUGGAAAAACGCCAUUUCUUUAUUCCAUGUAUGGUAGUGGUGAAAUUCCUCAAGCAUUUUGCAGAUUGAGUGCAGUGUUUGGAGCAACAUAUGCUUUAUCCCAGUCUUUACAAGGGGUAGUGAUGGAUGAUAAAAAUAAUUAUAAAGGUAUAAUGUGUGGGAAUCAACAAAUUAAUUCUUCAAAAAUAGUAAUUGGUUUAGAUAAAGCUCCUAAAGCAUUUGUGGAUCACAUUAAACCUUUAAGACUUUCCAGAGGAAUUUUUAUUACUGACAGGUCACUAUUAGAAAGUGAAAAAGAACAUUUAUCCCUCCUUUUGUUCCCUCCCAUGAAUGAUAAAAAUCCAGUUACAAUCCUUGAAAUGGGAAGUUUAACAGGAACGUGUCCUAAAGGACUGUAUCUUGUUCACAUGAUGACCGAUCAAUCUAAUAACCCAUACGAUGAUUUAAAAUAUUACGUAGAUACUUUAUUUACAAAAUCAGCAGAAAAUGUCAAUAUUGAAGGCGGUGAUGUUGAAAACAGACCACAGUUAUUGUGGUCUUUCUAUUUUUCAGUACCCGUUUCGAACGAUUUUAAUUUUCAAAAAGAUCUUCCUAACAUUUUCGUUUGUUCUGGACCAGAUUCUGAUUUGGAUUAUGACCCUUCGAUAAAAAUUGCAAAAGGGAUUUUUGAAAAGAUGUACCCAGAUUCCGAAUUCCUUCCAAGGGCUCCUGAUCCUGAAGAAAUUGUUAUAGAGGGUGAUGAAAGCAAUGAAAAUGAAGAAAUUUUGCAAAAGGAUCUUGAUGAAAAAUGCAAACAACAAAACAAACAAAAUGAAAUAACUGAAGCUGAAAAUAAUGAAGCCUAA
Messenger RNA from Agrilus planipennis (emerald ash borer), 1742 nucleotides. It is a transcript of the gene Rep, whose product is annotated as rab proteins geranylgeranyltransferase component A 2. The record is from RefSeq and is a predicted model, not a curated record. The transcript is spliced from 9 exons. NCBI's taxonomy places the organism in Eukaryota, Metazoa, Arthropoda, Insecta, Coleoptera, Buprestidae. Gene Ontology annotation, cellular component: nucleus; Rab-protein geranylgeranyltransferase complex; cytosol. Gene Ontology annotation, biological process: small GTPase-mediated signal transduction; protein geranylgeranylation; vesicle-mediated transport. Gene Ontology annotation, molecular function: GDP-dissociation inhibitor activity. The coding region runs from base 96 to 1742 and encodes 548 amino acids.